This is a messenger RNA of Phytophthora sojae, 3561 nucleotides long. RefSeq lists its product as hypothetical. Gene Ontology annotation, biological process: mannan biosynthetic process. Bases 1 to 3561 code for a protein of 1186 amino acids. Gene Ontology annotation, molecular function: alpha-1,2-mannosyltransferase activity. Gene Ontology annotation, cellular component: Golgi apparatus. Lineage: Eukaryota; Oomycota; Peronosporomycetes; Peronosporales; Peronosporaceae. The transcript has 4 exons. The record is from RefSeq and is a predicted model, not a curated record.
AUGCGCCGCUCCGCUCUUCCGUCCUACGCGCUCGAUGCGGCGGCUGCUGCACCCGCCGGGCGACACACGCGCUGGUGGCUGCUGUUCUACGUGGUGCUGGGAUUCUACGCGCUUACGGUGCUCGGCUCCUUCGUCGUGGGCUGGGCGCCGCAACCUCCGGCUCCGCAGCAGCAACAGCAAGUCCUGCUGCAACAGCAGCGGACGGUGGUGGACGCCGCGCCCGUCAAGGUGGGGACGACGGACUCCAACGAGCCGGAGGAAGGCUGGCCCGCGCAGGAGCUGAACGGGGGCGAGACGGAGGAGAGGGAGAUGCAGCGAGAGCUGGAGCAGCAGCAAGAACAGCAGCAGGAGCCACAGCAGCAGGAAGGUGCGGCCGAGGAUGAGAACGCUGCAGCGGAAGUGACUACUCCUGCGCUCAGUGAAUUGGCGACUGCUACGCCUAGUCCGACUACGACGACCCCUGCUACCACGAGUCCGAGCACUCCGGAGGUGCAGAUUCUUGCGGAGAAGAACGUCGAGAUCCCCACGCGGCAGAAUGACGUGGUGCUGGUUGCUGCGAACGAAGAUGAGACGAGGCAGGAGCAACCCACCCCUGAACCAAGUGAAACGAAGGCUUCGAGUCAAGAAGGCGACGAGGUGAAGAACCCGAACCAGGCGGAGGCGGAGAUGCAAGCCCCGCAAGAGGAGUGGGAGGUCGCGGACUCCAGCAAGGACGAGGCUGCCGAAACGCCUGGCCCGUUGGCGACACCCAUGAACGCCGUGACCCGACCGCCGGUGCGUCGCUCGCACGAAUUCCUGCAGGCCAUGUACCUGGUGCAUCUUCCUGAGACGAAGCCUCCGAACCCGUACUUCCACGUGUUCCCUGUCGGCAAGGAUCUUCCUGGAGAGCAAGCUGCGUUGGUGGCUGGACUGCGAAACAACGCAGCGGAUCGCGAUACUUGGUCGGUGGAGGGCUACCAGCACGAGGUUGAUCGACUCGAAGGUCUGAAGAACGAGGCUAAGGAGGAGACCGAGCGGUUGAAGCUGCUGAUCGGUGCAACGGAUAAACUUAUUGCCGAGGAAAAGGAUCGCCUGGAGGACAAGCGCGCAGCCAGCACUCUGGAUAUUCGCAAGCACCAGCCGAGAAAGAUCCGAAACAGGCUGAAAUGCAUGGGCUGGCGCCAAACCGGACAGUGCGACCCAUACGGCAAGCGCGAGCCAAAUGCAGACCUUGCAUGCAAUCAGAUUGCGCAGGGAGGUGUGUCUGGGUACUGCGAGGUGCUGGACGAGGACACCGGCGAGUUGUUCCGCGUCAUGCAGCUCAACUGCUCCAGUGUGCGCGACCACGUCGUGUUUUCGUGCGCGGAGGCCGCUGACUUUGCGAAUUUCGGCCUCAUGGCCCAGGGCGUCUACGAAAAUGCUUUGGCGCAGAACGAGUCGAAUCCGGCCAAGCUGCUGGGCAACAACGGCACUGGCAACGGCAUUGUCAUGGUUGUGUACCCGAAGCUGCUGUCGAGUGUGUUCGCAUCGAUCAGCGUGCUACGGUCUUACAACUGCACGCUCCCUAUCGAGCUGUGGAUCUCGCAGCCGGAGGUGGUGCGCACUCCCAGCAUGCGGCCAACCCUGGAAAUGCUGCAGCAGCGGUUUGCAAAUGUCACUGUGGAAACCAUCAUCGACCCGACAAUCGCCGGGUUCUCUACCAAGAUUCACGCAGUUCAGCACAGCAAGUUCGAAAACGUACUGUUUCUCGACGCCGACAAUGUUCCUGUGCGCGACCCGACGUUCCUGUUCGAGAGCAACGAGUUCCUUGAGCACGGCGCUAUCUUCUGGCCCGACUUCUGGCAUCCCGAGAAGACGAUCUUCAACAUCCAGCGCGAGUCGCUGCUCUGGGAGCUUGUGGAUUUGCCCUUCGUGGACAUGUUCGAGCAGGAGAGCGGCCAGGUUCUCAUCAACCGAAAGCGAGCCGCUCUCGCACUCGAAGUGUUGAUGUUCUAUGCAUACCACCGCCCGAGCCACUUUGAGCGGCUGGUGUUGGCCCAUGGCGACAAGGAUCUCUUCCGCCUCGCGUGGAUGAAGACUCAUACACCUUACUACAUGAUGCCGUUCCCACCUGCGGCUGCAGGCGUGGAGCGUGGGACAUACAAGAAGCAGUUCUGCGAAGUCUCGGUUGGUGAUGGCGAGGAAAUUAUGUUCCCAGCCAAUCGGACGGCGGUGCAGCGUAUGAUGAGCUACGAGGACAUCAAGAAAAAGUACCAGAUCGGUAUUCAGCCCAGCGGUGCGCUCUUUAAAGAAUUCGAGUCGUGCUACGGCGCAGAGGCCAACGUCAUCGGCAACUACAACUUGACCAAGUUCGAAGACUUGCCUUUCGCCAAUUUAGAGCAGGAGCUGAUCGACUAUGCGCACGAAGGCGCUCUCCUGAUGGCACAGGCGCAAGGCCGGAUGCGAUACUGCGCAUUAUCUACCUCGGCCAUGGUGCUGCUGCGCCUCCUCUCGCUGUUGCUGCUGUUGCUGCCGCUCGCCUCGGCGCAGCAGUGCGCACACUUCGCGCAGGACGAUCUGCUUUCCCGCCUGGAGACGCGCGUGCCCAAGUGCCUCGGCGCCUGCGUCUCUUCUUCCGCGCUCUCGACGCUGACCGAGCGCUUCGUCGCCAACGACUUCGACCGGCGCCAGCCGCUGGCGCUCGUGCUCUUCUCCAACUCCAGCGAUCUGCUGCACGCACUAGCAGGCGCCGUGGGCUCCUCGCUCUUCGGCACCUCUCGCUCGCCCCACACGGUGCAGCGCGUGGACUUCCGGGCGCUGCUGGAGCCAGCGCGAGCCUCCAACUACGACAUCAAGCAGACGCUGCGCUCCGCGUUGACCGGGCCGCUGCGCGCCUGCCCCGAGCGCAGCCUCUUCGUGCUGGACAACGUGCAGGCGCUGGACGACUCCGCGUUGCCCGUGCUGGACGUGUUCCUUGACCCUUUGAACGGCAAGCGCGCGCAGUUCCAGCACUACGUGGAGGGCAAAGCCAGCCGCGUGUACGACUGCGCCAACUCCGUCUUCCUCUUCCUCUACAAGGUCACGGCCAGUCUGUCGCCCCUGGACGGAGGCGAAAGCGGGCCGGGCUCGACCAGCAAAUGGCGCGAGUUCCUCAUGCAGCAGUGGACGCGAGCCGAGGGAACGCUGGAGGAGUUCACACCGCAGGCGUUUGUCGGCCGACUCACGGACGCGCUGGCGGUGUUCCCACCUGAGAGCGAGGACUCCAUCGAUGAGAGCUACGAGGAGUUUAAGAAGACGCGCGAAUGGCGCCAAAUGUGCGAGCUGCAGACCAUCGAGAAGGAGGACCGCGAUGCCCAGGCGGACAGUAGCUCGGGAGACUUCGGAGGGGCUGCGAUGUCACUUGUAGCGGAAAACGUUGCUGCGGCCGCACCAAUGAUUCCUGGAGCACUCGUCAUGCUAUCAAUACCGGCGUAUUUGCUGAUUUUGACACGGGCCAAACGCUGGAACGGAGAAAUCACGAAGCAACGCGAAAGGGGCACGAUCCACCGCCGCAGCGGCGGCAGCAACAACCGACGGAAAAAGAGGAAAACGCGUAGUAAGUGA